Antrostomus carolinensis (chuck-will's-widow) is the source of this 740-nucleotide messenger RNA. RefSeq names its product sterol regulatory element-binding protein cleavage-activating protein-like. The record is from RefSeq and is a predicted model, not a curated record. The transcript is spliced from 5 exons. Gene Ontology annotation, molecular function: sterol binding. Gene Ontology annotation, biological process: SREBP signaling pathway; regulation of cholesterol biosynthetic process. Lineage: Eukaryota; Metazoa; Chordata; Aves; Caprimulgiformes; Caprimulgidae. Gene Ontology annotation, cellular component: Golgi membrane; SREBP-SCAP complex; endoplasmic reticulum membrane. The annotation marks the transcript as partial.
UUCUGGUGUCAAAAGCUUGGAAGAAGUUUGCCUUCAGGUGACAGAUCUUCUGCCUGGCCUGAAGAAGCUGCGGAAUCUGCUCCCCGAACACGGCUGUCUGUUACUGUCUCCAGGGAACUUCUGGCAGAACGACCGAGAGCGAUUCAGUGCUGACCCAGAUAUCAUCAAAACCAUCCACCAACAUGAACCAAAGACAUUACAAACAUCAGCUACUCUCAAAGAUCUGUUGUUUGGACUCCCUGGGAAGUACAGUGGGGUGAACCUCUACAAUAGGAAGCGAGUGGUAUCCUACACCGUCACACUCGGUCUCCAGCGCUAUGAUUCCAGGUUCCUCAGCAGCCUCCGCUCUCGCCUCAAGCUGCUGCAUCCCAGUCCUAACUGCACGCUGCGAGAGGAGAACAUCGUUCACGUCCACUUCAAGGAAGAGAUUGGCAUUGCUGAGCUCAUACCCCUCGUCACCACCUACAUCAUACUCUUCGCUUACAUCUACUUCUCCACACGGAAGAUUGACAUGGUGAAAUCGAAAUGGGGCCUGGCGCUGGCGGCGGUCGUGACGGUGCUCAGCUCUCUGCUCAUGUCCGUUGGGCUGUGCACGCUGUUUGGUUUGACACCUACUCUUAAUGGAGGAGAAAUAUUUCCAUACCUGGUGGUUGUGAUUGGCCUUGAGAACGUGUUGGUUCUCACCAAGUCAGUUGUCUCCACGCCUGUUGACCUGGAAGUGAAGCUUCGCAUUGCCCAAG